This is a messenger RNA of Colletotrichum higginsianum IMI 349063, 768 nucleotides long. RefSeq names its product Short chain oxidoreductase. The record is from RefSeq and is a predicted model, not a curated record. Gene Ontology annotation, molecular function: oxidoreductase activity. The transcript is spliced from 2 exons. Bases 1 to 768 code for a protein of 255 amino acids. NCBI's taxonomy places the organism in Eukaryota, Fungi, Ascomycota, Sordariomycetes, Glomerellales, Glomerellaceae.
AUGUCUCUUCAACGUAAGGUAGCCAUUGUAACGGGCGCAGCUCGCGGCAUCGGAGCUGGUAUUGUACUGGCACUGGCUAAAGAGGGAGCAAGUGUAGCUUUCAACUAUGUCUCCCCGUCGUCCGAGGAAGCCGCUGCCAACUUGGUGAAGGAAGUACAGGCGAUUGGAGCCCGCGCAGUCUGCGUCCGGGUCGACAUGGCCUCGCCCGAGGCUCCCUUGGUUCUGCUGAAAACCACUUUGAGGGAAUUUCAGACAGAAAGAAUCGAUAUCCUGGUCAAUAACGCGGGUCUUGGAGGAAACGCGCCUUUGGAAGAAGUUACAAUCGAAGAGUACGAUCGGUUGAUGACAGUCAACGUCAGGGCCGUUAUCUUCAUGACUCAGGCUAUUCUGCCACACAUCAAUCGGGGCGGACGCAUUGUCAACCUGUCCUCAGUUUCCGCUCGAGGAGGCUACCCAACACAAUCCAUCUACGCUGCAUCUAAGGCGGCCGUUGAGGGGCUCACUAGAGUUUGGGCAACGGAGCUCGGUCAUAAAUACGGCGUAACGGUGAAUUCAGUCAAUCCCGGCCCGGUCGAUACAGACAUGUACCGGGCUGCGGGACUCGUUCAUCUCGCCAGGAUGGAGGAGAAAAACAAAAAGGUUCCUGCUGAUCCUCGAUGCGGCACAGUAGAGGAUGUUGCCGACAUUGUUGUGUUCUUGUGCGAAGAACGAUCUCGUUGGGUCACUGGAGAUACCAUUUGCGCUAACGGAGGCAUGGUAUACACAUAG